Messenger RNA from Acanthosepion pharaonis, 2175 nucleotides. The record is from the annotation of a GenBank genome assembly. Lineage: Eukaryota; Metazoa; Mollusca; Cephalopoda; Sepiida; Sepiidae.
AUGAAGAAUAAAAUUGUGCCUAUUUCUUCCAAGUUGUCCCAGUUGAUAGAAUUAAGUGAAAGACUUUCGUCAGAUGACAGUCUUCCUACUUUGUUACCUGAUUCAACAAAUGCUUCUGUCUUUGUGCAUGAUGUUCGCGAAGCUGGAGAAAGUUUAAUUCAAGUAGCUAAAGAAUGGAUUAACAAAUGCGAAAACACAAGAGCAAGUGCCCAAAUGAAGCAGGCUAGUGAGAAUCUUCAAGAAACUGUUGAUAAAGUCUGUCAGUUGUCAGUGAAUCUUAAUUCUGACAAACAUUCUGAGACAUACAAGGAGCUAGUAUUGGUUUCUAACCACCUACUCCAGUACACUUUUCAAAUUUUUUUGAUUGCAAAAGAAUCUGAACUGAAAAACCUUUCCGAUAUUGUCACAAGAGUGAAAAAUAAAGCUUCUAUGUUGAAAUGGAACAUCACAAGUGCAGAAAGUAUGACAAAAUAUUUCAAAGAACUGACUGAGGAACUGUUACUUUUAAACAAACUUUGUAUGCGAAGACACAAGGAACUCAUUGGUGAACAACAACAAAAGGAUAUGAUUGUUAAUGGGUUGCAUAUGAUUCGAAUUAUUUUUCCUUCAUUACAAGAAAUUCUAAAGACUUGCUUGGCUAGACCAAAUGAUGAACAUGCUAAAUCACGGCGAGAUUUCGUAAUUCAUCGUAUAAUCACAGCAGCAUCCCUACUUAAUGAUGUUAUAAUGAAUCGUUUGCCAACUGAUCCUAUGGUUGUUAAUGAACCUGGCUUUUUUGUCAAUCUUUUGAGCAAGAUUAUUAAUACCCUGUCUGAAACAAAUCGUGUUCUGCUGUGUGAAAACUUUGAAAGUUGGCUGCAUUCAGCUAUCCAGCAUGCAAUGUGUGUAGCUCAUUUCAUUCCCAAAGAAAGACGAGAGCUUGUGGUCAAUGUCUGUCUCAAGGUUCUUGAAGCCCAACGUUAUGUCUACAGUCUUUACCAAAAACUCUCUUCAGAAAUUAAGGAAGAGCAGCUCAGAAACACUUAUAACUCUUGGUGUAAUAAAUUGAUAAAUUGUUUAUGCCAUCUUGAAGUCCGUAUCAACAAAGAAGUUCUUCAUCUUUUGGUCAGUGUUUUUGCAGAGACUUCAGAGCCAUUGGAACGUUUAGUUGAUCCAGUUCUUUUUCCUGGAGCUAGUGAAUGCGAUGUAAAAAAGUUGAUGUCAUUGAAAGAUUUCUUCCAUAAUCACUUGGACAGCGUUUGGAAUGUUGCUCGAUUUGUGGCUGCCAGUUCACACAAAUUAAAACGAGUGCGUGAAAUUGAAAUAGCAAUUCAUAACUUUGAAUGUUUGGAUCCUGAAAUAUCUUCACUAAUAAGCUUAAAAAUUCAAGAGCUUUCAAAUCAACCUAUUUGUAUGUCUGAUGCUGCCAUUAUUCAGCUGAAGAUGCUAGUCAAAGAAUGGAAAAGCCAAAUGACCAAUCUAGUCACAUUAUUGGACCUUACAGUUGAUCCACACCUCUUUCUUGCUGUCUCAGCCAAAAGGUUAAAAGAGGAACUGAUGCCUUGUCAUGAUUUGGCCAGGGCUUAUGACUUUCAAAAGCUGCUUUGCCUAAGUCGAUCCAUUAGAGCCAAGACUAUGAGAAUAGCACAGUUUCUUGCAAAUAUCAAAAACAGUGAAAAUACUUUCAGUGACUGGCUCUAUCAAACCCAAAUCAUUGAAAAAAUUGAACAAGCACUCCAAGUGCAUAAAACCCAUCACAAGUCUCUGAAAGAGGCCGCAAAUUUUAAAGGACUAUCAAAAUUUAAUGUCACAAGCUUCUUGGAAUCAACUUCAUUUUUAAUUGAAACAUCUGAGCAAGCAACAAAUUUAUUGUGUUCUAAUAAUUCAACUCAGGAUGAAUCACUACUAAAUUCUGGAUAUUGUCCAUUCCUCACUCCACAAAGUAGACAGCCACUUCUGUUGCCUAUUUGUUCCCCUGGAUGUAAUCCUUUGAAAACUCAAAUCAAUUGCCCUACUAACAUUACAAAACAAAUCUCUUUGACAACACCAACUGUUCACUGGACAGAGCUGACCACUUUGCUUACUCAUCCACCUAAUGAACCUUGGAAUGUCAUGUCAUGCCUGGAAUAUAUUCCCUCCACAAACAGUAAUUGCCAUAUUUCUUCUUCACAGAGUCCACACAAUACUUUAGUGUAA